Molecule: messenger RNA, 1683 nt
Organism: Talaromyces marneffei
Lineage: Eukaryota; Fungi; Ascomycota; Eurotiomycetes; Eurotiales; Trichocomaceae
Exons: 4
Coding region: 1-1683 (560 amino acids)
Molecular function (GO): protein binding; asparaginase activity
Source: RefSeq, a predicted model, not a curated record
AUGGACACCCACCAAAUCUCUAGCUCCAUCCCCGAGUCUCACGUCCUCAUCAUCAUGACCGGCGGCACAAUCUGUAUGCAACGCUCACCCUCCGGCUUCAUCCCAGCGCGCGAUUUUCAGCAAACAUGUCUCGCCAAAAUACCUAUAUUCAACGACGGCUCACGGCCAUCCGUCAGUAUGGACGUUGUUGUGAACUCCUCAGGCGAAAAAAAGAAACAUGCGAGUUUGAGGACUCCGCCCAGUUUGUAUGAGCGUCAAGUACGGUAUACUGUUUUUGAGUUUGAGGAGUUACUCGAUAGUAGUUCGAUUGAUUCCAAGGGCUGGACAGAGAUUGCGCAGACGAUUUACAAUAAUUAUACGUUGUUUGAUGCUUUUGUCGUUUUGCAUGGAACGGAUAGCCUAGCUUAUACAUGCUCAGCACUCAGCUUCAUGCUCCAAAAUCUCGGCAAACCUGUCAUCCUCACAGGAUCACAAGCACCCAUGCUAGAACUGCAAAACGACGCCUCGGACAAUCUUCUCGGAAGUCUAGUUGUCGCAGGCCACUUCAUGAUCCCGGAAGUAUGUCUUUAUUUCAACUACAAACUGUUCCGCGGUAAUCGAACCACCAAAGUCGCGGCGAGCGAAUUUGCGGCGUUUGCUUCACCCAAUGCGCCGCCGCUGGCUGUCACGACCUCGAUGAAGACGCAUGUUAAUUGGGAUCUGGUGCGUCGGCCGACCAGCAUCCAAAAUUUCAGUAUUCAGACGAAUCUUGAUACGAGUAACGUUGCGUGUCUGAGGAUAUUCCCUGGUAUUAAACCAGAGAUGGUAGAUGCUGUUUUGCAGUUGAAAGGGCUGCGUGGGCUUGUUUUGGAGACGUUUGGAGCGGGAAAUGCACCUGGUGGCCAGGACAAUGCCAUGACCAAGGUGUUGGCGAGUGCAAUUCAGCGGGGGAUUGUUAUCAUCAACAUCACUCAAUGCCUCACUGGUCAUGUGAGUCCUGUAUAUGCGCCCGGAAUGACGCUUUUUAGGGCUGGUGUUGUAGCAGGACAAGACAUGACGACUGAAGCGGCAUUGACAAAACUCGCAUACCUGUUGGCAAUGCCAGACUCGACUCCAGAAUCUAUUGCCAAAGAUAUGGCCAAUUCUCUGCGUGGAGAACUCACUUCGCACUCUCAGACUGUCUUUCGACAUCCCGAGGGAGGUCUAUCGGAGCGAACGACGACACUUACAGCAUUGGGAUAUGCUAUAGCAAAAGGCGAUCUUGACAAAGUCAAAGAUUUGCUAAAAGGCGCGAAUGACUUGGUGGUUAAUGACAGCGAUUAUGCAGGGAACACUCCUGUGCACGUCGCCGCCAUUUCGCCAUCCCUCGAAAUUCUACGCUACUUCCUCCUUCAAGGCGCAUCUGUCCAUCUCCGUAACAGCGCAGGGCGAACACCGUUGUUCCUGGCAGCCAAUGCCGGUUUGACGGACCACGUUAUACUCCUCCGCAAAUCCGGCGCCCAUCUCCAUGCCGACGAAAGAGCGGUUGCAGAGAUGCAGGCGCGUCGAAGGCCAGGAAUAUGGGCCUUGGCCGGAGUUGGUGCGAGGAGUCUGAAGGAACGAGACGAGCUUGAGAGUAGUAAUCGUGGUGAUGGCAAUGAGCCCAUCAAUAGUAAUCCCGGAUAUGGAAAUGCGCAGACCAUCGCAGGGUCAGCACCAGUUUGA